UUCCAUCCGUGAGGACAUGCCUGUAGUUGAUCUCAAAAAGGUACUCCUCUCACUGGCCUAUGUCUCGGGGAUCGGGCAGCCCAGCGUGUGCCAUGCGGUGAUCGUGGUCUUCCUGGAGUACUUCGCCUGGGGCCUGCUCACCAUGCCCAUUAUAGCCACCUUGAAGGAGACCUUUCCGGAGAACACCUUCCUGAUGAACGGCCUGGUGGAGGGGGUCAAGGGGAUACUGUCCUUCCUGUCGGCCCCCCUGAUCGGCGCCCUGUCGGACAUCUACGGCCGCAAGGUGCUGCUCCUGGUGACCGUGAUCUUCACCUGCCUGCCCAUUCCCCUGAUGAACGUCAGCAACUGGUGGUUCUUCGUGGUCACCUCGAUGAGUGGCUUGUUCGGAGUCAGCCUCUCGGUGGUGCUGGCCUAUGUGGCGGACGUCACCUCGCAGGAGGAGCGCUCCAGGUCCUAUGGUGUCAUCUCGGCUACCUACACGGCCAGCUUGGUGGUGGCCCCCGCGCUGGGGAACUACAUCAUGAAGCACUAUGGCAUGCAGACGGGAGUGAUGGUGGCCACCAUAGUGUCCACGGUGGACGUGAUCUUUGUCUUGGUGGCGCUGCCCGAGAGCCUGCCCAGGAAGGUGCGGGCCACCGGCUUGAGCUGGAAGCAGGCAGAUCCCUUUAUGUCCCUGCUGAGAGUGGCCUCCGAUCCCAACAUCCUGCUGCUGUGCGUCAUGGUCUUUAUGUUCCUGCUGCCGGAGGUGGGGGAGUACUCCUGCAUCUCCGCCUACUUGAAACUCUUCAUGGGAUUUGGAUUCGAGGAGCUAUCCAUUCUCACGUCCCUCACCUCCACACUGAGCAUCUUCGCCAACGUGGUCCUGGGACCUCUGGUGAAGUCGCUGGGCGCCAAGAGGGUCAUCCUGCUCGGCCUUAUGCUGGAGCUCCUCCAGUUCUCCAUCUACGGCCUUGGCAGGGAGAAGUGGCACAUGUGGCUGGCCGGGCAUGUGGCCGCCCUGGGCUCCCUGACCUUCCCGGCCGUGAGCUCCUACCUGUCCCUUUACACGGAGGCCGAGAGCCAGGGCGCCGUCCAGGGCAUGAUGACCGGCAUGUCGGGUCUCUGUAAUGGCCUGGGACCCGCUUUCUUCGGGAUUCUCUUCUACAUCUCGGAUAUGGACUUGACCGAGAACCGGUUGCUUGGACGGCGCUUCUUCGUGGAUCGUAUCGGAGCUGGACCGUUCCUCUUUGGCGCCUCUUUUGUGUUGGUUAGCAUCCUUUUGGCCUCCUUGAUCCCAAAGGAGCGGUCUCUCAAGGUCAGGAAGGUCGAGUUCUGCGCCCUGAAGUAUACUAUAGAAUAUAAUGAAAAGUUGCUCAGUACUGACAAUUAG
Molecule: messenger RNA, 1369 nt
Organism: Drosophila bipectinata
Lineage: Eukaryota; Metazoa; Arthropoda; Insecta; Diptera; Drosophilidae
Product: hippocampus abundant transcript 1 protein
Biological process (GO): transmembrane transport
Cellular component (GO): membrane
Molecular function (GO): transmembrane transporter activity
Source: RefSeq, a predicted model, not a curated record